Molecule: messenger RNA, 2337 nt
Organism: Limanda limanda (common dab)
Lineage: Eukaryota; Metazoa; Chordata; Actinopteri; Pleuronectiformes; Pleuronectidae
Gene: rhbdl2
Product: rhomboid, veinlet-like 2 (Drosophila)
Exons: 8
Coding region: 475-1368 (297 amino acids)
Cellular component (GO): membrane
Molecular function (GO): serine-type endopeptidase activity
Source: RefSeq, a predicted model, not a curated record
UGCAGCUCAGGUCUCACACUUGAUCCUCUUCACAGAAACAGAUCCUGCAGCAGCUGAGAGGAAGAGACGAGCAGCUGAGGUUUGUUUGCUCUGAGGAAGGAAACGAGCAGCAGGAACAAACCAAUGGAGGAACUAUAAUUAUCUACAAGCGCCUCUUUCCUCCUCCUCGUGUUUCUGUCGAUCUCUCCGGGCUGGAGGGAGAAGACCCAGCGGGUUGUCUGGGAUCAGGAACCUGGAGGAAUGAAAACAUCACAACACAACGUGCACACUGAGCAGUCUGCGUUAGUUUAGAGGAAUCUGCUGUUUGUUUGUUUGUUUGUUUGUUUGUUUGUUUGUUUUGGAUCAAGCGGAGUCUCCUGCUCUCUUCCGGCUGUCGACGGUUCAGUCCCCCCCCUUCCCUCGCUGGUGGUGACAAGCAGGCAUCACCUCGAGGUCUCGUAUCACUCGCUGAGCUCUUGAAGGACGGCGGCAGCGAUGGGCGACAUUGACGUGGAAGAGAUGGAGCCGUUCCCCGUGGACCGGGACGGGAAGCCCCUGAGGACGGAGGAGGACCAGCCCGACGGCCUCAGGAAGCCCGGCUGCUGCGAGAAGUUCCAGCACUCCGUCUCCAAGUGGAUGCUCCCGGAGGACCUGCGCAGCAAGUACCUGGAACGUACCAACUGCUGCCCGCCCCCCAUCUUCAUCAUCCUCAUCAGCAUCGGAGAGUUGGCCGUGUUCAUCUACUACGCCGCGUGGAAACCUCAGAAGCAGUGGGUGACCCUGGAUGAAGGCAUCUGGACCAGCCCCCUGACCUACAAGCCUCAGAACAGAGAGGAAGCGUGGCGAUUCGUCUCCUACAUGUUUGUCCACGCAGGUGUGGAGCACAUCCUGGGGAACCUGCUGAUGCAGCUGAUGCUGGGAAUCCCACUGGAACUGGUCCACAAGGGGUUUGAAGUGGGGAUGGUUUACAUGGCUGGAGUCCUGGCUGGCUCUUUGGCCAGCUCCAUCUUUGAUCCUCACAGUGCACUGGUGGGGGCCUCGGGGGGAGUCUACGCACUAAUAGGAGGUUACUUCAUGAAUGCAGUGGUGAAUUUCCGAGAGAUGAUUCCCCUCAUGGGGGUGGUCCGGAUCCUUGUCAUAGUGAUCAUCGUCGGCACAGAUUUCGGAUUUGCCUUCUACAGACGAUUUGCAGGCGGUGACGAUGAAAUGAAGGUUUCCUUUGUGGCUCACUUUGGUGGAAUCGUGGCCGGGAUGACCAUCGGCUACGUCUUCUUCAGCGCUUACAACAAGAAGCUGCUGAAGGACCCACGCUUCUGGCUCUGCAUCGUGGUCUACGUCGUCUUCGUCAUCUUUGCCGUGCUCUUCAAUAUCUUUCUAUCAACAGCGUAGUAGCUUCUCAAAAACACUAAAAGUUUUAUUGUCAGACUGAGGAAGCUGUUGUUUUUUUGACCAAUGUACUGUUGUGUUUGAGAGCAAAGUUGCUUCUCAGAUAUUUUGUAAGUGUGAAGUUGUUUUAGUUUUUUUAUCUAAUUACUUAUGUGAGUUCAAAUGGAAGGGUGCCUCCUACAGGUUUGGUGCUGCAUUGCAACAUGCAUCUUUUAUUUUAGACAAAGGUGAUAAUGAAAUGGGCAUUUUUAGAGGGAAUGAAUUUUAUCUGAUGUGUAUUUUUUUACAAAUAUGUUUCUUGCUCUAUUUAGGUUUUUAGAUUUCAGACCUAUUCAUUGAUGGCAAUGAACUCACUAUUCAUUAUAAUUUUCUUUAAUAGGAAAUAACAGCCAGACUUUUGUGGAAUAAUAAUUAGCUGUAAAUAAUUUCCCCUCGUUGCCUCUUGGGGACUGUGUUGGUCACUUGAUGUGUGACAGCACUAACGAGAAGAGAGAGGUUACGCAGAUGUCUCAGGAACAAAGGGAGGAAUAUCUCAAAUGUUGGUAUUUCCCUUUUCUUAUGUAAGCGAAACAACUGAUUUACCAUCAGGUCUUGGCUCAAUGCCAAAGUUUAGUUUGAGGCACAUCCUUAGUUGAUUAAUUAAACUGACAUCCAGCUCUAGUUUAACUUGUCAGGAUUAAAUUUAAAUUAUUAGGACGUUUUCUAUUCCCUGAAUCUAUUGAUUCAAACUUUAAUAUUACUGGUCCUAUAGAUGUUUAUACUUGUUGUGAACACAAUUCAUUGUAAAGACUGUUUUUUGUUUGAUACAGCAGGGACUCUGUGUACAUAUGGCAACAAUAUAUGGCUUUUGCUGUUUUAACUGAAGUACGAGUAUCAUUCAGUCAAUUCAGUUCAUUUUUAAAUAUCACAAACUUGUUUGUCCCAACCCUGAAACACUGAGAAAUGUUUUAUGUACAUUCAAGAAAUGUGACG